GUAGUCACAUUUCGAUGGGAACCGAACGAAACCCCCUAUAUGAUUGCCACAUGGUUAUUGAUUGCGGCUUUAGCGAAAAUCUCUUAUCUUUGGACUUUCUAGUGUUCCACUUGUACAAACCGAUUGCGAACGCGUUUCCGGACUCCUCACUUCUAAUCGCAGUGGGACUUCUGCUUGGGCUAAUUCUCAAACAAUCAGGAGCACACAUCACUUAUUCUCUUGAUUCGCAUGUGUUCUUCCUGUAUCUCCUGCCGCCUAUCAUCUUUGAUGCAGGCUACUUCAUGCCCAACAGAGCACUUUUCGAAAACUGCGAUUCCGUACUUCUCUUUGCUGUAGUAGGAACAAUAUGGAAUUGCAUAGCUAUUGGAAGCUCAUUGUUGCUCCUUUCAAGCUAUGGACUCUUCUCAAUGGAAUUCUCUACAACGGAAAUCUUCGUAUUUUCCGCACUAAUUUCGGCAGUUGACCCUGUUGCCGUCAUCGCGGUGUUCGAGGAAAUUAAUGUUAACGAAUUUAUCUUCGUGAAUGUGUUCGGUGAAGCACUGUUUAACGAUGGAGUUACU
Messenger RNA from Strongylus vulgaris, 560 nucleotides. The record is from the annotation of a GenBank genome assembly. Lineage: Eukaryota; Metazoa; Nematoda; Chromadorea; Rhabditida; Strongylidae.